CGGGUAACAUCGCAACAGCCAAGCCCAUGACCCAACCUGCAAGGGGAGGUAGGGGAGGUGCGCCACGCCCAGCAACAACCGGGGUGCACCUGGUGCGCCGAGUUCUGCAUUUUGCUCAAUCGUGUAAGCUGACGCGCACGCGGGUCAGCCGCCGGGGCGAUGCUGCUUCCCUCGGGCCAGGGGGGGCAAGUCAUCCGGUUCACGUCGUCUACGGAUACUAGUAUAUGCAAUACAAUACAAUAACUACAGCCUUCGACUACUCGGUUCGCCAACGCGCUUCUGCAGGUCUCAAGAGCCUCCACCUCGACGUGCUGGGUCAACAAUCUCGCGAUCCCGUCACUUUGCAACGUUGCCAGCAAUGUCGAAGCGGACGGUUUUUACCACAGUAACGCCGCUCCCGGCCGGCAUCUCGCGUCAGAUCGUCCUCGAUUUCCUCCACGAUCACCAGGAGAUGAUAGACUUGAACCCUCUAGUCAAGGAACGCCACCCGAUUCCGCCGCCGAGCCACGCUUCGGCCGACGAAUACCGCUGCCAGUGGUACUCUUUGACGGACAAGAUCUCUUACUUCCCCGGCGUGGCCGGCGAUGUCACCUACACUUGCGCUUUUAACGAUCUGCCAACCGGCCUUGAGACCCACUGCUAUGCGCCGGCUGGCCUAAGUUAGUUCUCUCGCUUCCCAUCGCUAUAGCGCGAACGCCGCAAGUGUUCUAACAAUCCCGGAGCAAUCCGCGACAAAUGGACCGUCGGCGG
Thermothelomyces thermophilus ATCC 42464 is the source of this 750-nucleotide messenger RNA. RefSeq lists its product as uncharacterized. The transcript has a single exon. The record is from RefSeq and is a predicted model, not a curated record. Lineage: Eukaryota; Fungi; Ascomycota; Sordariomycetes; Sordariales; Chaetomiaceae. The coding region runs from base 359 to 664 and encodes 101 amino acids.